AUGUCUCCUAUGUUUGUGGGGAUUGGGACUGGUUGGCGUCCUGCCGUGCGCCACUGGACACGCUCCUCUUUCACCGGGAAACAGCUGAGAGUCUGCAUCCCACCUGAAUCCCCCAACAAGGAGUUGGUCUUGGUUAUCGGGGAUUCACAUCUCAGAUCCUUCGUGGAGAGAGAUGUGGACAUCAGAGCAGAUGGCCCAUACUCCUUUGGGUACAUUUGCUCCCCUGGCGCUACAGCUGACACCCUGGAGACUGACGUACGCCAUUCCACUGUUGACCAACGCGUGUCAAAAUGUGUGGUGCUGGCUACGGGCAACGACUCUUCCACCAGGGGCCAGACAGUGGAGCGGGCACAGAAGAACUUCCAGAGUCUUCUGUCUACAGUAAAACGUCUUUGCCCAAAGACAUGUGUGGUUGACUUCCCGGCUCGUCAUGUGGUCAGUGUGACCAAGCAGAACCAGUUUCGUCAAGCAUACAAGGCAGCAGCAGAGGCAGAAGGGCUGCAGUAUGUCUUCUGUGUGGACAGCUUUCCUAUGAAGAACUUGCGUCUGUGGGCUAAGGAUGGUAUCCACCUCAGUGUACCUGAAGGCAUGCGAGUCUUGUCUGACUUGAUCUGUAAGGCCAUCAGGGAGCUGUCUGAGAGCACCGUGGAUUCUGCCCACCCAAGCCUGAAGACACCUGCCGCCCCGUGUGUGAAGCCCCUGCCGAAGACCCCAGAUGUGGUUGUGACCUGUCCCACAUCCAGAGCAGUCCGAGUCCCAUCUACCACUCCACAGACGGACUCUGAGGGCUGGGAAUUUGGAAAGAAGAGUCUACAGUCGACUGCCACCACGAGAAAUGUUUCCCUGCGACAGGUCACCGGUCUGUGUGCUAUUCCCGUGUCUGCUGGCCGCUUUGCUGUUUUGUCUGCACCGCAGAAGACUCCUGCAACCUCAAAGAACCCAACUACCCUGGCAACAAAGAAGGUGAGUCAAGCAAGGACUGCCGUGCCAAGUAGAAGUCAGCCAAAGAGACAGAUGAAGCAUGCAGCCAGAGUUGGGGAAGCAGUGAGCUCAACAUCAAGCUGGCAACCUCGAGUUGUGCUGAAAAAGCUGGAGACAACUGUGGCAGAGGCGCCAGUCAGACCUGCUAUCAACACAGCACCGACAGAAGAUCAGCAGGUGCAGACUGAUGCUGUGACAGUGACACUACGUCCAUCUACCUGCACAGAGCCUGAAGUGGUCGUGGAAGUGGUGAAGCCUGAUGUGAAGAGACCCAGGAGGACCUCCAGUCCUGUUCACAGAGAAGCAGAUGUGCAGGAGGAGCCUGAUGUGAAGAGACCCAGGAGGACCCCUAGUCCUGUUCACAGAGAAGCAGAUAUGCAGGUACCAAUGAAGAAGGUCUGCUGUGGAAAGCAAGUCCCUGUUUCCAGACUGCAGCGGCCGUCACCCGAAGAGUGCAAAGCAAAAGUGGCCAAGAAGGAUUCCUGCCAUGAAAAACAAACAUCUGUUCAACUACAGCCUCUGCAGCAUGAAGACAGCAAAGCUCCUCAGUUUGACAAUAUUGUUGGGUCAUUUCAUCAAGGACACACAAUAUUUCAUCCACAAAGUAGAGGAAAGCAGUGCACGGCCAUUGCUUUGGCUGCAAUUGUUAAACACACACACCUGCGGGAGGUGCAUGAAUGGUCUCAGAAAGAUCUAAACAUGACUUUAUUGGAAGGUGAUCGUCUGUACAUAAGAAAAAAGCAUCGUAUUCCUGGGGAUCAGUCUUAUUUGGGAGCUUUCGAUUUUAAAAAGGAGGAGAAGCUGUUUGGCAAGACGUUUUGUUUGAAAAUGGUCACUGUUAUUGGACGUCUGCUUUCAGCCACCAACCCUGUGGAAAAAGUAUGUUUUGUUACUUUGAAGACAGCUCUGGAAGAACAUCUUGCUACUGACAAUGCUUGUCUCUUCACCAUGUCAGGCAGUACAUGUGCUAUUAUCGCUAAAAAUGGCAUGUAUGCUAUUGUGGACUCCCAUGCACGCAGUAAAUCUGGGAUGGUAGAUGGCAAUGGUUCAAGUGUUGUGGUGUUUUUCACGAGCAUCAGUGAAGUUUAUGACCACAUCAUCCAACUUGCAGCAGGAUUCAUUGUGCCAAAUGUUGAGUUUGAGCUCAAUAGCGUGGCAGUGACUUUGAAAGACUGUGACUGUGAUGGUGUGACUGUUGAGCCUACUCUGAGCUGUCCUCAUGGCGUGACUGAACUUAAAAGUAACCCCAGUUCCUGUGUUACUGAAAGUACUGCUGCAACUGACACGGCUGGUUUGAAAGCUUGUGAUCCAGGAUUCAAGACAAAGGAAAAUUUACCAGAAGUAGGACACAAAUGUGGCAGAACACAAAUGAAAUCUCCAUUGCACAAAAAGCGAUCCAGGGUUGACACAGAGUUAAAAAGUGGAUCUCCAAUUGUCAAGAAAGCCAAACUGCAUGAUGCAAAUGACAUUACAAUCGUUGGUUAUGAGGAAAAUGCUUUGCAGUUUAAUCCUCUUUCUGAAAAAGUGUGCAAGGCAAUUUGCAAAAUUCUUCAUGUUGAAUUUGAAAAUUGCAAUGUUAAAGAGUCCUUACGCGCUGGGGAUGCUGGAGUGCCAUGUCAUAAUGAAAAGAUUGUUGCAGAUGGUAACUGUUUCUUCCGUGCCAUUUCUCAAGCCAUAAGUGGGACACAGAAACACCAUAGAAGAAUCAGACUGAACGCAGUGAAGCACUUAGAAAAGAAUCCUGAAAAAUAUCACUGCCUUUUGAAUGAAGAACAUCAGCAUUUGACUGUGGCAGAGUACAUUAAACUGCAAAAGAUGUCUUAUGUAAACACCUGGGCAACACAAGCUGAAAUUCAAGCCACAGCUGAUUGCAUUGGAGUUGAUAUUUACACCUUCUAUCAAGGCAAAUGGUUAAGAUUUCAAAACAGUGGAAAACAACAGUCUGCUGAAGGCAUCUACCUACAGAAUCACGGAGCUCAUUAUGAACAUGUUGUCUGUGUCAAACAAGGUCAACAAAAUGACUGUUAUAAACUGUGUACGUUUGGUGAGCCCCAGGGACACGUCACAAGAUCAGCACAUGCAACAACGAGUGUCUUCAGUUCAAAUCCUCUUGAUGAAAAUACUAUUGACAGAUCACAUCAGAAUAAAAAGAUCAUUUUGUCAAAGUAUUUAAGGAAAAAGAAGGCACAGAAGACCAGAGACUUUCUCAUAGUGAAGUAUCACGAAGAGGACAAAUAUCGACUGAAAGAAAGAGGAAGGAGUAUUGGAAAAUAUAAAACUGAUCUGCAACAUAAAGAAUGUGUGAAAGCAUACAGUGUGGAAAAAUACAAAAAUGACCUGGAACAUAAAGAGAAAUUAAAAGCACAGACUGUCAAAAAAUACAAAACUGACCCGGAACAUAAAGAGAAAUUGAAAGCACUGAGUGUGGAAAAAUACAAAUCGGACCUGCAACAUAAAGAGAAGUUGAAAGCACUGAGCGUGGAAAAAUAUAAAACCGACCUGGAACAUAAAGAGAAGUUGAAAGCAGUGAGUGUGAAAAAGUACAAAACCGAACAGGAACAUAAAGAGAAAUUGAAAGCAAUGAGUGUGGAAAAAUACAAAUCCGACCUGCAACAUAAAGAGAAGUUGAAAGCACUGAGUGUGGAAAAAUACAAAUCCGACCUGCAACAUAAAGAGAAGUUGAAAGCACUGAGUGUGGAAAAAUACAAAUCCGACCUGCAACAUAAAGAGAAGUUGAAAGCACUGAGUGUGGAAAAAUACAAAACCGACCUGCAACAUAAAGAGAAGUUGAAAGCAUAUAGUUGUGAAAAAUACAAAAGUGAUUUGAUACACCAAAAUAAAGUUAAAGCUGAAAGUGUCCGGAAUUAUAAAGCAAACCCUGAUCUUCGACAAAAAUUAAAAUCAAUAAACAAAGCCAAAUACCACAAAGACAGUAUUUUCAGACGUAAACUCCUGGAUAAAAAACGAUUCAAAAGAACUCAAGAAAAAGUGCUGGCUGAUCAGAUGAACAUUGUAAUGAAUGAAUUUUUAAAGAAAGCCAACGAUGGACCUGAAUUUAUUUGCUGUGUAUGUUUCCGAUCCAUGUUUAAAGCAGCAGUAGUUCCAUACAAACAAAAGAACUACAAAAACAAAGCAGCUCAAGUAACGGCGGAAACAUGUGUCUCAGAUGAGUAUUUGCAUGAAUGUACCUCUGACUGCAAUGCACCAUGUCCAUUACAAGAAUCAAGAGGUGAGCUUUGGAUGUGCAAGGUUUGUCAUUCAAAGAUCCGAAGAGGUGUAACCCCAGCAGAAUGGUGGGGAAACAAUUUACAACUGGAUUCAAUUCCUCUUGAGUUGGCUUGUUUGAAUCAUCUUGAAAAACAUUUGAUUGCUUUAAACAUUCCAUUUAUGAAAGUAUUAGCUUUACCAAAGGGUGGUCAAAAUGGAUGCCACGGACCAAUUUUUUGCAUCCCUUCUUCAGUAAAUCAUACUUGUUCUGUUUUGCCUCGGUCAAAUCUAGAAGGUUGUCUGUUACGUGUUAAAUUAAAGCGCAAGCUAUCUUACAAAGGACAUUAUGAAUAUCACUUUGUCGACACAAAUCACCUGAAAGAAGCACUUAAAUAUUUAAAGGAAAACAAUCAAUAUUAUCAAGACAUAGAAAUAAAUGAAGAAUGGGUGAAUGAGUUUGCUAAAGAAGAAGAAAACCAAAAACACACUGAAGAAGUCUUGAACAAUAAUUCAAAACAAAUUGAGUCUCCUGAUGAAGAAGAUGAAACUCUACAUGACCGACAGAACCACUGUAUUUAUCAAGAUUCUUGUUCCAUGCCUGUUGAUCUUGGUCAAGAAACUCUUGAUCAGGGUUUUGAAGAUAUAAUUAAUCUGGCACCUGCUGAAGGAAACAAUCCUGUGCGUAUUUUGUCAGAUAAAGAUAAUGAAGCAAAAUCCUUUCCAUAUCUUUUUCCAUCAGGGAGCAAUACUUAUCAUACGCCCAGACAGUACUACUUGACAUUGGCACGAUAUUUUAAUAACAGAAUAUUGCACGCUGAUGGAAGGUUUGCAAAGUGCGUUGAAUACAUUUUUUUUGCACAAUACAUGUCAGAAGUUCAGCAAGUCAUUCAGCAAGUGUCAAUAGCAUCACGCAAAGGACACACAAACCCUGCAGGCCAAAAAGACAAUGCUCCAGAAAACAUUGAGUCUUUGCAGGACAUCAUUAAGACUGAUGAAGGAUAUCGCUUUCUAAGGCCUAUAAGAGGUACUCCAAGCUUCUGGCAAGGUGCACAAAAAGAUUUACUUGCCAUGGUGCGGAAUCUGGGAAAACCAACUUUCUUUUGCAGUUUUUCGUCUGCAGACUUGCGCUGGGGAGGGCUUUUAAAUUCAAUUUUGAAGCAAGAGGGGAGAACUGAAACUUCUGAGAGUUUGGAGUAUGCAGAAAGGUGUGAACUGUUGCGUAAUCGCCCUGUCACUGCAGCACGCAUGUUUGACUACAGGUGGCAUCUCUUGUUGAAUUACGUGUUACUAUCUUCAUUGAAUCCAAUUGGAAAGAUUAAAGAUUACUUUUAUCGUGUAGAAUUUCAACAACGUGGAUCACCCCAUGUACACGCUUUAUUUUGGAUUGAAGAUGCUCCUGAGAUUGGAAAAAACACAGAUGAAGAAGUGGUGCAAUUCAUCGACAAGUACAUAACAUGUGAAAUACCCACCCUCGAUCAUCAAUUAGCUGAAACUGUUACCUCCGUGCAGCAACAUUCUCAACGCCAUUCGAAAACCUGUAAGAAAAAGAAUACAGCCUGCCGGUUCAAUUUCCCACGCCCUGUAUCUGAACGUACUUUCAUCACCAAAAAACAGAAAAUGCCAAAGUGCCCAAAGUGCCAAGGUGACACUGCAACAAACAGCCAAGAACAAAAUAAAGCCACUGUGGAAUGCAUAUGCUCUCAGAAUGAACAGAACUUUAUGAAAGAAGAGGAUGCAAUGAAAAUACUGACAACUGUUAAAAAAGCACUUCUGGAUAAAGACAAUCCCAUUACGAGUAUCCAGCAACUGUUUCAAAAUGUUGGCAUUACACAGGAAGUAUGGGAAAAAGCACUUAAAUGUGUUGAAAAACGCAUGCAAAUUGUCCUGCAAAGAGAUGUCAAUGAAAUUUGGAUUAAUCCAUAUAAUCCAAUUUUGUUGAAAUGUUGGAAUGCCAACAUGGACAUCCAAUAUGUGGUUGAUGUAUAUGCUUGUAUCGUUUAUAUUAUCAGCUAUAUGUCCAAAUCUGAGAGAGAGAUGGGGCUGUUGUUGAAACAAACACACCAAGAGGCCACAAAACAGGGAAAUUCUGAUGCCAAAGAAGCUAUGAAGAAGAUUGGCCAAGCCUACCUCCACAACCGUGAUGUGUCUGCACAAGAAGCUGUGUACAGAAUCACUCAAAUGCACCUCAAAGAAUGUUCAAGGAAAGUUGUGUUUAUCCCCACAGGUGACACAAUUUUCAAACUCACCAAACCACUAAAUGAACUGAAAAAGUCAGGAAACAAUGACAUUUGGAUGACUGGAUUUGUGGAUCGAUAUAAGAACAGACCACAGAAUGACACUUUUGAUAAUAUGUGCAUAGCCACAUUUGCAUCAGAAUACCGUGUGUUAAGUACAUCAGAAAAGAAAUCCAAAAAUGCGAUCAAGUUACAGAAUUCAUGUGGAUAUAUUUCAAAGCGAUUCAGAACCAAACCUGCUGUUGUGCGCUAUGCACGGUUUUCCCAAACAAAGAAUCCUGAGCUAUAUUACAAGAGCCUGUUACAGCUGUUUUUUCCUUAUCGUCAUGAUAACGACCUCAAACCUUCAUCAUUUCAUUCUUUUGAACAGUUCUACAAAGAAGGCACAGUGCAGCUUGGCAACCAGACCGUUUCAGUGAUGUCAAUUGUGAAUUCAAACAGAUCUCACUAUGACAUUGAAACUGAAGAUUUGGAAGAGAUUAAAAAUAAUCUGGACUCUAAUGAAAUAUUAGAGGAUGCUUGGGCCAUGCUUUGUCCUGAGCAAGAAGCAGAACGUUUGGAAGCCACUGAUGAACUUGCACAGACUAAACUGGAUGACGAAGACCCCUUGCCCCAUAUUCCUGAUUUAGGGAUAGCUAACAAAGAAACUGCUCAUUUAGAAAAACAACACAAUGCGAUGACUCGAGCUGAAGGUUUGGAUUUAAUUCGAUCUUUAAAUGACAUCCAGCUAUCUAUAUUUUUCAAAGUACAAAAAUGGUGCAUACAAAAAGUCAAUGGAAAUGAUCCAGAACCUUUACAUGUGUUCGUCACUGGUGGCGCUGGCACAGGGAAAAGUCACUUGAUUCGGGCCAUUCAGUACGAAGCCAAUCGUCUGUUUGCUCCAAUGCGACGUCACCCAGACAACAUGAGUGUUUUAAUAACAGCACCCACUGGUAUGGCAGCAUACAAUCUAAAUGCAUCUACAAUUCACAGUGCAUUUAGCAUUGGAACAGAUGUGACACUUCCCUACAUACCACUAGGUGAAGAAAAACUCAAUUCUCUCCGUGCCAAAUAUAUUGACCUGAAGUUAGUAAUCAUUGAUGAAAUAUCAAUGGUUUCUCAUAAACUGCUCACAUAUAUACAUGGACGGCUGAGGCAAAUCAAGCAAAGAGGUGAUGUUUCCCCUUUUGGAAAUGUCAGCCUUAUAGCAGUUGGUGAUUUCUAUCAGUUACCACCAGUUAUGGCAAAAGGCUUGUACACUGACAAUCUACCUGUGAACUUUUGGUCAAGUUUCAAAAUGGCUGAACUGAAAACAAUUGUCAGACAGAAGGAUACCACAUUUGCAGAAUUACUGAACCGAUUAAGAACACGAUCAAAAGGGACACCCAUGCUUCAUGAAGACAUCCACAUUCUACAAAGUCGUGAAACUGGAGAGCAGUCUUCUGCUCUACAUAUUUUUCCAACAAAUUCACAGGUAAAUGAACAUAACUUUAACCAGCUCCAAGCCACUUGUCCUGACUAUCAAACAAUAGAUGCACAGGACUAUCACUACAACAGGAAAACUGGAAAAAUGGAAAGCAAAGUCACACCUCACAGUAAAGACAACCUCACCAGUCUGCAGAAACAGCUAUUUUUGGGUGUUCCUGCUAGAGUUAUGCUGUGUAAAAACAUUGAUGUGGAAGAUGGAUUAGUCAAUGGAGUCUGCGGAACUGUAACACAUAUUAGUGAAACAGAAAGAAAUGGACUUCCUGAAGCUGUGUAUGUUCAGUUUGAUGACAUCAAUGUUGGUACACAGAGACGAAAGAAGUACCCAUCCACUGCACCUGCUUUAAUAAACUCCACACGGAUACAGCCAGAGGAGGAAAGGGCUAACAGCAAAGGGGGGAAACGUCGUCAGUUUCCUCUUGCACUUUCCUGGGCUGUUACAAUCCACAAAGUACAAGGCCUGACUGUUGACAAUGCUGUGGUGUCGCUAAAGCAAGUGUUUGCCUCAGGACAAUCUUAUGUGGCUUUAAGUCGUGUAAGAAGUCUAGAUGGCCUUAUUAUCCAGGACUUUGAUGAGAAGGCUAUUUAUUGUAAUGAUGAGGUAAAACAUGCUUUGGAAGCUAUGCCACGCUUCUUGGACGACAAUGUGUCACAAGCCAAACAGUCUGCUGAUGUGUUCAGCUUGUUUUUGAUGAAUGUUCAGGGUUUAGUAAAACAUGUACCUGAUUUGGUGUCAUCGACGCUGCAUUUACAGCCUGACUGUAUAGCUGUGACAGAAACAUGGUUAACAUCUCAGUCUGCACUUCAUAGUGUUGACAUAGACGGUUACAGUUUUCACAGCCGUCCACGAAGUCUGGCAUACGAACACAGCAAGCAUCCGGCUCUUACUACACUCAAAAGUCAACAUCAUGGUGGAGUGGGCAUGUAUUGCUCACACAACACAAACUGUCACUUUCCUGAUGUACCCCAAUUUAAUUUGGAGUGCUUAAUUUACAAAAAUGUAAAUCAUCAGGUUUUAGUUGCUGUUGUGUAUCGUCCACCAACAUAUCCCAUGUCUGUGUUCAAGCAGAAUUUGAAAAAUCUGCUAACUUGGCUACAGGCACAAGGUCAGUCCAUUGUGGUAAUGGGAGAUUUCAAUGAUGACAUAUUGAAAUCAUCAUCACUGUGCAAUUUCAUGAGCAGUUAUGGAUAUGUUCAAAAUGUCACAUCUCCAACUACAGAACGAGGCACUUUGAUUGAUCAUGUCUAUGUCAAAUCUGAACAAUAUGAGAUUUCAUCAGAGGUUGUUCCAACAUAUUUCAGUGAUCAUCAGGGCAUAGUCUGCUCUCUUAAGCUGAAGUCUGUGUAG
Messenger RNA from Periophthalmus magnuspinnatus, 9234 nucleotides. RefSeq lists its product as uncharacterized. The record is from RefSeq and is a predicted model, not a curated record. Bases 1 to 9234 code for a protein of 3077 amino acids. NCBI's taxonomy places the organism in Eukaryota, Metazoa, Chordata, Actinopteri, Gobiiformes, Gobiidae. Gene Ontology annotation, biological process: telomere maintenance; DNA repair. Gene Ontology annotation, molecular function: DNA helicase activity; ATP hydrolysis activity. The transcript has 16 exons.